Molecule: messenger RNA, 1530 nt
Organism: Ustilaginoidea virens
Lineage: Eukaryota; Fungi; Ascomycota; Sordariomycetes; Hypocreales; Clavicipitaceae
Exons: 3
Coding region: 1-1530 (509 amino acids)
Biological process (GO): positive regulation of translational fidelity; formation of translation preinitiation complex
Cellular component (GO): eukaryotic translation initiation factor 2 complex; cytosol
Molecular function (GO): GTPase activity; translation initiation factor activity; tRNA binding
Source: RefSeq, a predicted model, not a curated record
AUGUCCAACGAGGAUCCCAAGUAUGAUGAUAUUGACUCCGAGUCCGACUCUGGAGAGUCCAUCGAGCACAACGAGGUUGGCGAUGGCCCUGACGAGAAGCCGCUCAAGUCCGCUCUCAAGAAGACACCCGUCCCGGAACCGGCCGUUCAAAGACCCCCGCUGCCGCCGCAAACCGAUCCCAAAGACCUCGACCUUUCCAGCCUCACCCCCCUCACUCCUGAGAUUAUCGCCCGUCAAGCAACCAUCAACAUCGGCACCAUCGGCCACGUCGCUCACGGAAAAUCCACCGUGGUCAAGGCUAUUUCCGGCGUGCAGACUGUCCGUUUCAAGAACGAGCUGAUCCGAAACAUCACCAUCAAGCUGGGCUAUGCCAAUGCCAAGAUUUACAAGUGCGACAGCCCCGAAUGCCCACGGCCAGGAUGCUACCGAAGCUACAAGAGCGAGAAGGAGGUUGACCCUCCCUGUGAGCGCGAUGGAUGCGACGGCACCUACAGAUUAUUGAGACACGUCUCGUUCGUCGACUGCCCCGGUCACGACAUUCUCAUGAGUACCAUGUUGUCAGGUGCAGCGGUCAUGGACGCCGCCCUGCUUCUGAUUGCUGGCAAUGAAUCGUGCCCGCAGCCUCAGACUUCAGAGCACUUGGCCGCCAUUGAAAUCAUGAAGCUCGACAAGAUCAUCAUCCUGCAAAAUAAGGUCGACCUGAUGAGGGAAGAGGCCGCUCAGCAGCAGUACGAGUCCAUUCUCAAGUUCAUCCGAGGUACCGUGGCUGGCAAGUCGCCCGUCAUCCCCAUCUCCGCCCAGCUCAAGUUCAACAUCGACGCCGUCAACGAGGCCAUCGUCAACACCAUCCCCGUGCCCCCCCGAGACUUCACCAUGGACCCGCACAUGAUUGUCAUUCGAUCGUUUGACGUGAACAAGCCCGGUGCGGAGAUUGAUGACCUCAAGGGUGGUGUUGCCGGUGGCAGCAUCUUGCACGGUGUCGUCAAGCUCGGCGAUGAGAUUGAGAUUCGACCCGGAAUCGUCUCUCGCGACGAGAGCGGCGCCUUGAAGUGCACCCCCAUCUUCUCUCGCGUUGUGUCCCUCAACUCCGAGGCCAACGACCUCAAGUAUGCCGUUCCCGGUGGCCUGAUUGGUGUCGGCACUCGCAUCGACCCCACGCUCUGCCGAGCCGACCGUCUCGUUGGUUUCGUCCUCGGCCUCAAGGGCAGGCUGCCCGAGAUCUACAGCGAAAUCGAAGUCAACUUUUACCUGCUUCGCCGUCUGCUCGGUGUCCGGACCGCCGACGGGAAGCAGGCCAAGGUUGCCAAACUCGCCCAAAACGAAUUCAUCAUGGUCAACAUCGGAUCUACCUCUACCGGCGCCAAGGUUGCUGCCAUCAAGAACGACGCCGCCAAGCUUGUCCUUGUCAGCCCGGCUUGCACCAACAUUGGCGAGAAGGUCGCCCUCAGCAGACGCAUCGACAAGCACUGGCGUCUCAUUGGAUGGGCCACCAUUACUGCUGGCGUCACUCUGGAACCGAGCACGGCCUAG